Molecule: messenger RNA, 1918 nt
Organism: Exophiala oligosperma
Lineage: Eukaryota; Fungi; Ascomycota; Eurotiomycetes; Chaetothyriales; Herpotrichiellaceae
Exons: 4
Coding region: 316-1785 (489 amino acids)
Biological process (GO): endocytosis; Golgi to endosome transport
Cellular component (GO): clathrin vesicle coat; endosome; plasma membrane
Molecular function (GO): clathrin binding; phospholipid binding
Source: RefSeq, a predicted model, not a curated record
CUUUGUGUAACACACCGUGCUCUCGAACGUGCGGUCUUGUACGUGCAAUCGCUAUCCUUUCUCAAUUCUCACUUUUCCUUUAACUCCGCGAUCCUCAUCAACAUGGAUUUCGACAGCCUGAAAAGUCAGGUCAGCAACCUGACGCUGUACGACAUCAAAGCUGGUGUACGCAAGGUCCAAAAUGCUGUUAUGAAUUUGACCGAGAUGGAAUCGAAGGUCCGCAUUUGGUCGUCAUAACCCUCCUCACCACCACCCUGACAGUGACAGGUUCGAGAAGCUACGAACGGAGACCCAUGGGGCGCGUCGGCCACGCUCAUGCAAGAGAUUGCGCAGGGCACACACAACUAUCAACAACUGAACGAGAUUAUGCCCAUGAUCUACAAGAGAUUUACAGACAAGACCGCAGAAGAAUGGAGACAGAUAUACAAAGCACUCCAAUUGCUGGAAUAUCUCUGCAAGCAUGGCUCAGAGCGAGUCAUCGAUGAUGCCAGAUCCCACCUCUCCCUCCUCCGAAUGCUGCGGCAAUUCCAUUACAUUGAUCAAAAUGGCAAGGACCAAGGCGUCAACGUCCGGAAUAGAUCAGCAGAGCUUGUCAAGAUGCUGGGCGAUGUAGACAUAAUUCGGGCAGAAAGAAAGAAAGCUCGUGCAAACAGAAACAAAUAUGGAGGCGUUGAAGGUGGUGCCGGUUUGGGAGGCGGUUUUUCCAGUGGCAGUCGAUAUGGCGGCUUCGGAAGUGAAUCUGCCAAUUUCGGAAACUACCAGGGAGAGGUUUACGGUGAUGGUGGUGGCUUCGGUGGACGUGAGACCGACUUCUCAGGCACACAGCGCCGUGCUGAUCAGUUCGAAGAGUACGAUGAAGCCGAUGAUGAGGAAAUAACCAGACCUACGAGAACCACCACCACUUCACGAACAACACCAUCUGCACCGCCAAAGCGAGAACCUCCCAAGCCUAAAGCCCCAGAGCAGGAUCUAUUCGACUUCGGCGAUGAACCCACCGCUCCAUCGACCUCUAACGGCAAGGCGCCAGCUGCUUCGAGUGCCCUGGGAGACUUCGGUGCUAUGCAAGGCAGUACUGCUAACGAUGACGAUGAUUUUGACGACUUCCAAUCGGCGACAAGUCCAGCAGCUACACAGCCAGUGGCCAACCCAAUGGCUUCGAUUGCGCCUCCCGCAGCUACCACGUCUACGACGACCUCAUCCACCAAAUUUGCAGCCCCAACACCUUUGGCUCCUGGACAAGCAUCAAAUUUCAACACAAUCCUUUCAACUGCUUCUCCAGCGCCGUCGAACACAUCAUCUCUAAUGUCCCCUUCGACUUCGACAUUUUCCCCUCCGCCAGUGCAGAAGCCUGCGCAGCCUAUGCAGCCUGCAGGAGGCUACAAGCCUAGCGGACCGAACUAUUUCACCUCCGUUCCCAUGUCCCAGGCCUCUACUUCGGCAGCCUCAACUCCAAUGACUGCGGCUACACCCUCAUACACAUCCUCAACAUCCGCUGCCUCUCUUGGUAAGCCAGUCUCGAAACCGGCAGCCAGCAGCGGUGGUGACGCAUUUGGAUCACUCUGGUCUUCGGCUAGUAACAAGGCUGGUGUAAAGAGCACCACUGCGACUCAAAAAGGCCCUGAUUUGGCAAGCAUGGCAAAAGCAAAGAGUCAGGCAGGAAUCUGGGGAGCCGCAUCAGCUGCCAGCUCCACCCCCAAAGCCGGAUCGGCGUCGUCAACGCCGAGUGCUGUACAGGGAAAACCAACCGCACCUUUGGGAAACGGUCUCGAUGAUCUUCUUGGAUAGUUAUUCAGACUUGCGAUGGAGUUAUGAAAACCAGGGGUGACUGGAAAAUAACAGACGAUACACAUAUUCUCUUCACAACUAAACCUUCUGCUGCGUGCCUAAUGAACCCAUUACUUGGAAGCGUGGAAGUCCU